Messenger RNA from Penaeus vannamei (Pacific white shrimp), 882 nucleotides. Lineage: Eukaryota; Metazoa; Arthropoda; Malacostraca; Decapoda; Penaeidae. The record is from RefSeq and is a predicted model, not a curated record.
AUGAACAAGCACUUCGCCACAAGACACAAAGCCAACGAGAUGAACAAGCACUUCGCCACAAGACACAGAGUUUGCCAACGAGAUGAACAAGACACAGAGCUGCCAACGACAAUGAACAGGCACUUCGCCACAAGACACCAAAGUUGCCAACGAGAUGAACAGGCACUUCGCCACAAGACACAAAGUUGCCAACGAGAUGAACAGGCACUUCGCCACAAGACACAAAGUUGCCAACGAGAUGACAGGCACUUCGCCACAAGACACAAAGUUGCCAACGAGAUGAACAGGCACUUCGCCACAAGACACAAAGUUGCCAACGAGAUGAACAGGCACUUCGCCACAAGACACAAGUGCCAACGAGAUGAACAGGCACUUCGCCACAAGCCACAAAGUUGCCAACGAGAUGAACAGGCACUUCGCCACAAGACACAAAGUUGCCAACGAGAUGAACAGGCACUUCGCCACAAGACACAGAGUGCCAACGAGAUGAACAGGCACUUCGCCACAAGAACACAAGUUGCCAACGAGAUGAACAAGGCACUUCGCCACAAGACACAAAGUUGCCAACGAGAUGAACAGGCACUUUCGCCACAAGACACAAACCAGACAAAGUUUGCCAAACGAGAUGAACAGGCACUUCGCCACACAAGACACAAAGUUGCCAACGAGAUGAACCAGCCACUUCGCCACAAGACACAAGGUUCCAACGAGAUGAACAGGCACUUCGCACAAAGACACAGAAGUGCCACGAUGAACAGGCACUUCGCAACAAGACACAGUUGCCAACGAGAUGAACCAAGCACUUCGCACAAGACGACAAAGUUGCCAACAGAGAUGAAGGCAAGCACUUCGCCACAAGACACAGAGCUGCCAACGAGAUGA